Messenger RNA from Neodiprion fabricii, 4415 nucleotides. Its product is annotated as arginine/serine-rich protein PNISR-like. The transcript is spliced from 12 exons. Gene Ontology annotation, cellular component: presynaptic active zone; nuclear speck. Lineage: Eukaryota; Metazoa; Arthropoda; Insecta; Hymenoptera; Diprionidae. The record is from RefSeq and is a predicted model, not a curated record. Bases 349 to 2766 code for a protein of 805 amino acids. Gene Ontology annotation, molecular function: RNA binding.
AAUUGACCGUCCGGUGUGGGCUUCAUUAUUUCACGUAAAAAAAUAUAUACAUAUUUGCGAUUAACAAUAUUAGGAGGAAAUUCGUGCGGUUGACGAGGAUCAGAUAAUCGCCCGGUGAAUAGCUCAAUUUUUGUCCCAUUAAACCGCGUUUUUCUAACUAUUUCUUAACUUAAUAAAUUAAUGUCCGCUUUGAUUAAACCGCAGUGCGCUGUGCGCGGGUUUCUCAGCGGUUGGCGGCUCGCUCAGUUCGGGUUGCCAUGUUGAUAGCUGACGAAGGGUUAUUCGUACCGCUGAAUAAGAGUGAUUGAUCCGCGUCGCGUUGCCGAACGUGAUACCGACGGAUUGCGGAUGAAGAUGAGCGGCGACAUGUUUGAGGGAAAGGACUACCCCACUCAGUGGGCUCUGAACCCCUCGGCCUACCAAAACAUGAGUAAUGAUCAAGUUGACUGGGCUGCCUUGGCUCAACAAUGGAUAAAAAUGAAAGAGACCGUCGUGCCUCCGGCUCCUCCACCCCCUUCUAUUGGCCCGAACCAAACCAGUGACGGAGGAGGCGGAGAAGCACCGAUGGAUAUGGAUACCAAAGAGGAUGAAGUGCCUCAGGCUCCACCUGCCCCUGGCAUAAGCGGCACAGAAGGAUGGAAUCAGUGGAGUCAAUGGAGCCAGUGGAAUACCACAGGAACGGGAUCGAGUGGCUGGGAAUGGGGUGGAGUUCCACCGCCUGGCAGCACUCUGGGACCAGAUGGAAAGCCUGUUGCUGUUCCUGUGGCUGUACCCUCGGUUCCUCCAGCUCCGACGAUAUCUGUGUCGCCAGGGUUCACUAUUCCUCCACCGGCAGCUCCACCUUCGUACAGUUAUAACACUGUCACACCGCCGCAAGCUUAUAACCAGGUACCCGGUUAUUGGACAGGUGAACAGUCAUCUGGUGUCGUCACGACCCAUCAACCUCCACCUUUUAUGAAAAGUGUACGACACUCUAACCGAAUGCCGCAUAUGCGAAGUAAUGACAUCAUGAGGGGCAGAGAUGACAGAGAGAAAACACCUGAGGAAGAUACCAGCACUACCAUAGAUGCAGCUAAAAGACGACAACUCCCAGCAUGGAUUAGGGAAGGUUUAGAAAAAAUGGAGAGAGAGAAGCAGAAGGCAGUUGAAAGAGAGAGGCAAGAAGUCUUACGUAAACAAGAAUUAGAGGUACGGAAACAAGCGGAAGAGGAAGCAAGAGCGGUGCUCAAUCCUGCCAAGAGCAAAUUCGAUUCAGACUCCGAAGAGGAAGGCGAGGUGGAAUCGGAAUCGGGCUUACCUAGUACAGACAGAGAAGCCGAAAGGGAGAAUGACAAGAGUCCCGAUGUUGUUGUGAGGCCUCGGCGAUCUCGAUUCAGGGAUGCCGCUUCCCCCGAUCAACGAGUGUCCACUGAAGAAAGUCCCCGUUCUACACCAGUCUCUACUCCUGCUCCUACCCCGAUUAAACGAUCCCGGGAAGACAUACUACAGGAUGUGAUGUUGAAAGUGCGAAGAUCGCUGACUGAGAUCCUGUUGGAAGUGACAAACGAAGAGAUAUCUACGGUCUGCAGAGAGGUUUGGAGCCGCGCACGUGCCAAAGCCCCUGCAGGACAGCCCCCCGUCGCAUCCUUCAACAACUCGGCCCCUCUUGCUCAGAUCACUCGAAAACUUGGUCUGGGCAUCUAUGGGGCCAGCGACAGCGAGUCUGACGACGAGCAGAGCGAAGACGAAGAGCAGCAGGACGUCGACAGUGAUGAGGAACUGCUGCAACUGAAGGAAGUCUGGAAGCGACGGCAACAGGCGUUCAAGAAGGUGGAGGAGGAGAUAGAGGCUCAGCUUGCGAAGGACGAGGAGCAGGAGUUGCACCAGCAGCAGGAGGAAGAUGGUCGUCAUAACAAGCAAGAGGAUAAUCAUAUGGGUAAUACUAGCAGCAAUGACUUAGUUGAUGAAAAAGAAACGAUAAAUAAUCAAAGAGAAGCAUCAGAAACACUAUCAAGCGGCGGACAAACGCCGCAGCGGCGAAGUGUUACCACAGAUACAGCAAAGGCGAGGUCGCCGUCAAGAUCGGCGGAUUCAGAGUCUAGCAGUGGCGAAUCCAGCAGCUCCAGUUCCAGUCUCGCUUCUGUGAAAACGGGCAGAAAAUCUAAUAGAGAUAGUGAGAGGGAUCGGAGAAAAAAGAGGUCGAAGAGCAGGAGCAAGUCGAGAAGCAAACACUCGAGAUCCCGAUCGGCCGAUAACGAUCAUGGCCACAGGCACAGACACAGGUCUCGCUCGCGGUCGCGGUCGCAGUCGCAGUCUAAAACUCCAAAACGGCAUCGCUCAAGAUCGAGCAGCUAUAGGUCAGGAAAGAAACACAGAUCGAGAUCUUGGGAAAGGAAAAGAUUGCGGUCGCGAUCCAAGGACAAAAAAAGCUCGAGAUCGCGGUCGAGGAAUCGAAAGAGAACAAGAUCACGAACACGUUCACGGGGGAAGAGGAGAUCGAAUUCCCAUUCUAGGGACAGGAGAAGGUCUCGAUCCAGAUCUCGUGACAUCAGGGAAAGAAGAAGGAGUCGUUCUCGAACGAGAGAGCGGAGAAGGAGUAGAACCCGUUCAAGGGAGAGGAGGAGGUCUCGGUCGCGAUCAAGGGAUCGUAGGAGGUCUAGAUCUUAUUCUUCCAGAGGCAAAAAGAGGAGCCGUUCAAGGUCUAGAGAUAAGCGGAGGUCACGAUCCAAAUCACGUUACUCGAGCCAUCGUGACGGUAAGAAGUCAUCGCGUCGGUACAGGGAGUGAACCUGUCCACCAUUUUAAACCAAGCUGGUACGAUUGGCUUGGCAAACACGUCUACUUCAUACCGCAGAACCACUUCCAGCUUUACAAAACUUCCGCUUUGUUUCAUCAAUGUUCAACACAGUGGUACAGUUUUCUUUUAAAUAUACUUAGCAUCGUUUUUCACUCUCUUCCUUUCUCUUUCUAUCUGUUCUUUUAACGAAUAAUGAGAUGCACAUGACUUGAUAAUCUUCUAAUAAGAAUGAUAAUAAUAGUAAUAGUGUCCCAUUACAGUUCAAGUUGAUAUCAGUCAGUUGCCAAAACUUAUACAUAUAUAAUUUAAAACGUUAACACGGACUAAAGCGUUUGUGUAAAUAAUAAAUAUAUAUUAUAAUCACUUGGAUCCGAGAAAAAUUUAUUCUCUUCUUGCUACCUUCUUAAGAUAUAGCGGAAAAUGAAUUUUAUUUUAAGGCCUUGUCUUUAACAGAUAAAUCUACUUAAUCGAACCAAUUAUGGAAAGAAAAUAAAACGCAGCUAAUUAUCAUGAAAUACUAUGGUAGUUUAUUGGAAUAUGGUUCAUGGGUGAUCAGUCCCAUUCUAAACUGUAUGAUACGUUCACAUAUCUUCUUAUUAUUUAUAUAAUUUAUGUAUACAAUAUUUAGAUGCAGUAUAUACACACACGUCGAUUCAUCUGACCAAUGAUCACAAAUUUUUUCCAUGGAAUAUUUUAUACUUAUGAUUUAUAAUAAUUUACAUCAUCACACGAUACUGUUGUGAAUACAUAUUAUAGGUAGUUUGUUGUCGGUAGGGGAAACCAAGACGGGAAUACUGUCUAAGCUGCAGAUUUUAUAUUUCUUAAGAUAAUUAAUCUGAAAUGAACUUUUCUUACAAUGCGUUUCACCUAGAAAUUUUACGCAAUAAUUUUUCGCGCUAGAUCAAUAUUUCCCGUACUGCUCCAUAAUUUAUUCUUCACCUUUUUAAUUGCUACAAAAUAUUGGAAUAUUUUCAAGUGUCGGAAAUCGCGCUGAAGCUUGUUUUAUACUUAUACAUGACAAAUUUCAUUCGUGAAAAUAAAAUUUCAAUAAUAAUAAAAAUUGCUCCAUUGUACCAUUUGAACAAAAAUACAUUACAGUUAGAUGAAUUUAUUCCUGGUUGUUAAAAAAGCAUAGAUGGCUGGUGUUACAUUAAACAUCAGUUUAAUUAUCAGUGUACGUAUGCAAAUAACACUUAAAAUUCAUCCAAUAUUUCCUUAAUUUCAUACGCAUCUAUUGAUUAUUAAUUUAGAUUAAUUUAACGUCGUAUAAAUACCUUCUAUACUUCAGCAUAAGAAAUUACUACUCCCGAUAACAAAAUUGUCAGCACGAGAACGGUGCAUUGAAGCAGACUCGAAGAAGGACAUCUUGUACAGUGAUUGCAAAUGUUUAAAUGUUUACCGAUUGUCUGCCAAAAUUUUUACUAUUUGUUCAUAUUCUAACAUAUAAGUAAGUAAAUAUGCUCAGCAAUACAGGUUGUCACGUAAGUUGAGAGAUGUAAGGAAUAGUUGUUCUCUUUUAUUUUUUUUAAAACCAACGAACUGCGAAAUGUUAUACAUACACGUGGGACAAAUAAUUACAUUCUUGCUUGUAGAAGUUGUCCUUCUCUAUUCACCGGGGCUCGGAAUAUCAUAGAAUCAA